GCCUAGUAGAAGUCCCCGAGCUAGGGUGGGGUUUGCCUCCUUCCCGCGCAGGCGUAUACCCCUUCCGUUCCAUCUCACAGAGCGCGCCCCCGAAACGGCCGCGCGCCCUGAGGGCUCCACAGAGCGGCUUCCCUCUUCCCCCUCCUUUUUUCCCCCGUUCUCCGGCCCGGCGAGGGAGGGGACGAAGGAAGCCGUGCGGGCCUCGUCGCAUCGCAGCUUUCCCUUCUUCCUCCUCCUCCUCCUCCCUGGCGGAGACGCGCAGGGAAGCGGGAGAGCCCCUGCCUGCCUGCUGGGCGGGAGGCGGCGGUCGCUGCCGCUGGUGGUCGAGGCCGCGCGAUGCAUUUGCACCAGGUGCUCACCGGGGCCGUCAACCCGGGCGACAAUUGCUACUCCGUGGGCAGCGUCGAGGACACCCCGUUCACGGCAUAUGGCUCUGGAUGUGAUAUUGUUAUCCUGGCAAAUGAUUUUGAAUGUGUGCAAAUUAUUCCUGGUGCUAAACAUGGAAACAUCCAAGUCAGCUGUGUGGAGUGCUCCCAGCAAGGAAGGAUUGCAGCCUCUUAUGGAAAUGCUGUGUGCAUUUUUGAGCCCCUUGGGGUCAAUUCUCAUAAGAGAAAUUGUCAACUGAAGUGUCAAUGGCUGAAAACAGGACACUUUUUUCUCAGUUCUAUGACCUUCAACUUAGCAUGGGAUCCUCAAGGUAACUGGCUGCUGACUGCAACAGAUUAUUUGCAGUUGUGGGCCCCUCCAUCUAGUAAUAUCUUAGAAGAGGAGGAAGAGGAGGAGGAAGAUGACCCUGACAUUGACCUCAAAGAUGAUAAAAUCUAUCCUGUUCUAAACAACUGGAAAUGUGUCUGGCACUGCAAAACUGCAGUGUCUGUACAUCUGAUGGAGUGGUCACCAGAUGGUGAAUAUUUUGCGACAGCUGGAAAGGAUGAUUGUCUCUUAAAAGUCUGGUAUCCAAUGACUGGCUGGAAGUCCUCUCUUCUUCCCCAAGAGGCAGGCGAACCAAGGAAGACAUCCAUGUCCGUUCAUUUUGCCUUUGUGUACCUGGCACAUCCUCGAGCAGUGACGGGAUUUUCGUGGCGAAACACUAGCAAAUUUAUGCCCAGGGGUUCUGUUUGCAACGUGCUCCUUACUUCAUGCCACGACGGCAUUUGCCGGCUGUGGGCAGAGACUUUGUUACCCGAAGACAGUCUUCUGGGGGAGCAGAUUUGUGAGACUAGCACUUCCAGUAUUGGCAGCAACAGCAGCUUCUCUCGUUCUGGAAGGCACAAAGACAACAUUCAGCAUGCUUUGGAGACAAUCCAUCACUUGAAAAACUUGAGAAAGGGUCAGCGAAGAUCAUCGGUACUUAUAACUCACACGGAAGAUUUACCCAAUCAGCUGGGAACCCAUGAGGUUCAGAGGCACAUUUCACACCAUGCGAAUGCACUCUGCCAUUUCCAUAUAGCCGCAAGCAUUAACCCUAACACAGACAUCCCACCAGCUUUGGUUAAGACAGCUUUUAAUUUAGAUGAAGGAAACGAAGGCUUUGUGGUUCAUUGGCUAAAUAAUAAAGAAUUCCAUUUUACAUCCUCGACUGAAAUAUUUAUGCAACAUCUCCGAGAACUUACAGAUCUAGAGAUGAAAAAAAUAGAAGAUGUUGAUGAUGGAGAGAGAGAAGAAGAAAAAGAGAGAGAAAGGGGCUUACUGAUGAAACUUGAUCAUGAAUUGUCCCUAGAUAGAGAAUCUGAGACGGGGACUGGCACAGGUUCCUCAGAACAUGAAGAUGGGGAAAGAGAAGGGAGCCCCAAAAUCCUUUCACCAGCUGCCUCCCCCAUGCCUCUUCCUACUGUCUUGUUGGAUCGAAAAAUUGAAUUGCUACUUAAGGAAUGGAACAAAAAUCCAGACAUGCUCUUCACCAUUCAUCCUAUAGACGGGACCUUUUUAGUGUGGCAUGUGAAGUAUUUGGAUGAGUACAAUCCAGGGAUCUUUCGACAAGUUCAGGUUUCAUUUUCUUCUCAGAUCCCUGUUGCAUUUCCUUCAGGUGACGCAAGCUCCCUUAGCAAAAACAUAAUGAUGUAUGCCUGCACUACCUCUGCAAAAGAACGCAGUGAUGCAUUGCUCCAGAAGAGAACUAGCAUUUCCGGCAGCCUAUCUGGAUGGAGGCCAAGCUGUGCCCAGGACAGCUGCAAUGUGAACAUUAUGACUCCCACAGUCAUGAUGGUUUCCAAACAUAUUGAUGGUUCCCUAAACCAGUGGGCAGUUUCUUUUGCAGACAAGUCCGCGUUUACAACAGUGCAUACCGUCACUCACAAGUUUAGGUAUUGUGGGCACCGAUUUCAUCUCAAUGACCUCGCUUGCCACUCGGUGCUCCCGCUUCUGUUAACGUCUUCCCAUCAUAACACCCUGCGGACCCCAGAGUCCGAUCAACCCUGGGACUCUGAUGCGUUAAAUAAAAUGAUGGAUCCCAUGAAGCAUCUGAAAGGUUCUUCCAAGCAGCAGCUUAGGAAUGCAGCCACGCUUACGUUCCAUGAUCCAAAUGCUAUCUACAGCGAACUGAUUCUGUGGCGCGUGGACCCCAUUGGACCUUUGUCAUACACGGGAGGAGUAUCAGAACUGGCCCGCAUUAAUUCGCUGCAUACCUCUGCUUUCUCUAAUGUGGCCUGGCUCCCAACCCUUAUUCCUAGCUAUUGUCUUGGUACAUACUGCAACUCUGCUAGUGCUUGCUUUGUAGCAUCAGAUGGCAAAAACCUGAGGUUAUACCAAGCAGUGGUAGAUGCACGGAAGCUUUUGGAUGAACUGAGUGACCCUGGAUCCUCUAAACUCAUUGGUGAAGUGUUUAACAUAGUGAGCCAACAAUCAACAGCUCGACCAGGAUGUAUUAUUGAACUAGAUGUCAUAACUGACCAGUGUGGGUCGAACACACAACUGCUUCACGUCUUUCAAGAGGACUUCAUUUUGGGGUACAAACCACAUAAAGAAGAGGUAGAGCUAAAAGAAACUGAAAUAUUUUUCCAGCCCUCUAAAGGUUAUCGGCCACCACCCUUCUCUGAGAAGUUUUAUCUGAUUGUAAUUGAAAAAGACACAAACGGGUGUUCAAUACUCCACAUGUGGCAUCUGCACCUUAAAUCUGUGCAAGCAUGUGUAGCAAAACCUACUGAAGUGCAGUCAUCGGGAAACCAGCUAGGCGUACCUGGGCAACAGACCGUGGACUCAUCUCCAGAUACCUCGCCUGGUACAACUCCAAUGCCACGUUCUUCAUCCGUUGCUAAUCUUCAGACAGCUAGUAAACUUAUUUUGAGUUCUAACCUCGUCUAUAGUCACCCGUUGGAUAUUCCAGUUGGUAUAGAAGUUGUGCGGGCUACUCCUUCUGCAGGGCACCUGAGUUCUUCAUCAAUUUACCCAGUCUGCCUCGCACCUUACUUGCUGGUAACUUCAUGUUCAGAUGACAAAGUCCGAUUCUGGAGGUGUUCUGUAGAGGCGGUGAUGGACAGCAGGGGUGAAACAAAGGAGACCUAUCACUGGAAGAAGUGGCCUUUAAUGAAUGAUGAGAGAGAAGAUGACAGCAGCACAGUGGCCAUUGCAGGAAGGCCAGUUGCCGUCAGCUGUUCCUAUACAGGACGCUUGGCUGUGGCGUACAAACAGCCUGUUCAACACAACGGUUUUGUUUCCAAAGAAUUUUCUAUGCACGUCUGUAUAUUUGAAUGUGAAUCUACUGGAGGAUCGGAAUGGGUUUUGGAACAAACAAUUCACCUGGAUGAUCUCAUUACAGUCGAGAGCGUCCUUGAUUCGAGAGUGAGCGUGGACAGUAAUUUAUUUGUAUAUAGUAAAAUGGAUGUAUUUUUAAACAAGGACCGGUACCUUAUGCCAAACACCAAGCAUUUGGUCCACUUGGACUGGGUUUCAAAAGAAGACGGCUCACACAUUCUGACAGUCGGGGUGGGUGCAAAUAUAUUCAUGUACGGCCGACUUUCAGGAAUUGUGACUGAGCAAACCAGCAGCAAAGAUGGUGUAGCUGUCAUCACUUUACCACUAGGUGGUAGCAUAAAACAAGGUAUAAAGUCCAAAUGGGUGCUAUUGAGAUCCAUAGACUUGGUGUCCUCUGUAGACGGUACCCCUUCGUUGCCUGUCUCUCUCUCGUGGGUCAGAGAUGGAAUACUUGUAGUUGGCAUGGAUUGUGAAAUGCAUGUAUAUGCACAGUGGAAGCAUGCCAUGAAAUCCGGAGACAGUGAAAACGACGGUUUCCUUGGCGAGGACUCCCCCAUGCAAGAUCCACUGAAGACCAGUUUGCUAGCCAAAAAAAACGGUAUCAUUGAUGGAGCAGGCAUUGUGGACGAUGUUUUUGGAACUCCUACUGUGAUUCAAGAUGGUGGCCUUUUUGAAGCCGCUCACGUCCUUUCCCCUACCCUCCCUCAGUAUCACCCUACCCAGCUCUUGGAACUGAUGGACUUGGGUAAAGUUCGCAGAGCAAAAGCCAUUCUUUCACAUUUAGUGAAAUGCAUUGCAGGGGAAGUUGCCAUUGUGAAGGACCCGGAAUCUGCAGGCAGUGGCUCUAAACGCCACCUUUCCCGAACCAUUAGUGUAAGCGGCAGCACCGCAAAGGACGCUGUCAGUACCGGGAAAGAUGGCACGCGGGACUAUACAGAGAUAGAUUCUAUCCCUCCUUUGCCAUUGCAUGCGCUGCUUGCGGCCGAUCAAGAUACCACGUACAAAACAGAGGAGGCCAUGACAAGGCCUAAAGGCUCAGACGAUCAUGCCAAAAGGAAACCGGAAGAUCAUUAUUCGGACCUUUUCCAGAUUCAGCAGGUCACAACAGAUGACUUCACUGACUUUGAGCCAGAAAGGAGGGAGCGUAAGUCCAAAGUCAUCAACCUAUCUCAGUACGGACCAACAUACUUUGGACGAGAACAUGCCAGUGUUCUCUCAAGCCAUCUAAUGCACUCAAGUUUACCAGGACUUACUCGCCUGGAGCAGAUGUUCUUGGUUGCCUUGGCAGACACUGUGGCCACAACAAGCACUGAACUUGAUGAAAACAGAGAUAAGCAUUACUCAGGGAGAGACACUUUAGAUGAAUGUGGUUUGCGAUACUUGUUAGCUAUGCGUUUACACACAUGCCUUCUGACAUCACUUCCACCUUUAUAUCGUGUUCAGCUGCUCCAUCAAGGUGUUUCUACAUGCCACUUUGCCUGGGCUUUUCAUUCUGAGGCAGAGGAAGAGUUAAUCAACACAAUUCCUGCCAUUCAAAGAGGAGACCCCCAAUGGUCUGAACUAAGGACUGUGGGCAUAGGCUGGUGGGUCAGAAAUAUUAACACGCUCCGAAGGUGCAUGGAGAAGGUUGCAAAAGCAGCUUUUCAGAGGAACAACGAUGCCUUGGAUGCUGCACUUUUUUACCUUGCAAUGAAGAAAAAAGCCGUGGUAUGGGGUCUGUUUCGUUCUCAGCAUGAUGAGAAAAUGACACAGUUCUUCAGCCAUAAUUUCAGUGAAGAUAGAUGGCGCAAAGCAGCUUUGAAAAAUGCUUUUGCUUUGCUGGGGAAGCAACGCUUUGAACAGUCGGCUGCCUUUUUCUUGUUAGCUGGGUCGCUAAAGGAUGCUAUAGAGGUGUGUCUUGAGAAAAUGGAAGACAUCCAGCUGGCUAUGGUUAUUGCUCGUUUGUAUGAAUCAGAGUUUGAGGUAUCCUCCACCUAUACAGCCAUCCUUUAUGAGAAGGUUUUGGGCUGUGAGAAAGAUGGAACUGGAUUCAGCUGUUCUAAAUUGCACCCUGACCCUUUUCUGCGAAGUCUUGCCUACUGGGUAAUGAAAGAAUACUCUAGAGCACUUGACACUUUACUAGAACAAACACCAAAGGAAGAUGACGAAAAACCAGUCAUCGUCAAAUCCUGCAAUCCUGUGGUGUUCAGUUUCUACAACUACCUUCGCACCCACCCCUUGCUCAUCCGAAGGAAUUUUUGCCUGCCCGAUGGGACUUUCGCCACUUUAGGAUUGCAAGCUGAGAAAAGCUUUGUUGACAAAAUCAAUCUUAUUGAGCGCAAGCUCUUUUUCACUACUGCAAAUGCUCAUUUUAAAGUGGGGUGUCCAGUUUUAGCUCUUGAAGUUCUUUCCAAGCUCCCCAAAAUAAGCAUCAAGUCCAAUAUCUUUAUCAAGAAAGAAGAAGCCGGCACAAGUCCUACUAUGCAGAACGGUGUGAAAUUGGAACCAAAGACAUUGGGGGAGGGCAUUGCUGUAGACCGGUUGCAGACCGUGGAGGGUUCAUCGGAUUUGACAAAUCAAAUGGAGUCUUCAGCCCUAAUUGACUGGAGUCAGCCGGCAAUAACAUUUGAGGAUGAGCCUCUGAACCUUGACUGGGAGGAAGACAAACAUAGUUCACAGGAAGAGGAAGAUGGUUUGCUAAUGAAGGCCUCGAAAGAGGAGCCAGAAAAUGUAAUGCAAGACGGAAAAAGCCCCAGCGAGGAUGCGGUUGCAGAUGACACUGAGGUCGAUGUGAUCGCUGAGCAGCUGAAGUUCAGAGCCUGCCUAAAAAUUCUCAUGACAGAGCUUAGAACAUUGGCCACUGGCUAUGAAGUCGAUGGAGGGAAGCUUCGAUUCCAGCUUUACAACUGGCUGGAGAAGGAAAUUGCUGCUUUGCAUGAGAUAUGCAACCACGAAGCACGCGACAAAGACUAUUGCAAAAUUGACGUCAAAAUAAAUGGAGAUCUCCUUGACCAUGAAAGGGGAGACAAGACAGACAUUGGCUCGUACGAGCGGCAUCAGAUUGAACGGCGUAGAUUGCAAGCUAAGCGCGAACAUGCUGAGCGGCGGAAGUACUGGCUGCAGAACAACCAAGCUCUCCUAAGGGUUUUCUUAAGCUACUGUAGCCUUCAUGGGGCACAGGGCGGGGGUCUUGCAUCUGUGAGAAUGGAGCUCAAGUUUCUGUUGCAAGAAUCACAGCAGGAAACGACAGUCAAACAGCUUCAGUCCCCCCUGCCAUUACCUACCACGUUACCAUUGCUCUCGGCAAGCAUCGCUUCAACAAAAACGGUGAUAGCCAACCCUGUACUGUAUUUAAACAACCACAUCCACGAUAUCCUCCACACAAUUGUGCAGAUGAGAACACCGCCACACCCUAAUGUUGAAGAUGUAAAGGUGCAUACUCUCUAUUCGUUAGCUGCUUCUCUUUCUGCAUCUAUUUACCAAGCAUUAUGUGACAGCCACAGCUAUAGCAGUCAGACAGAAACAAAUCAGUUUACAGGAAUGGUUUAUCAAGGACUACUGUUGAGUGACCGUCGCAGACUGAGGACAGAAAGCAUCGAAGAGCAUGCUACACCAAAUUCAUUGCCUGCACAGUGGCCUGGUGUGAGUUCACUCAUAAAUCUCCUAAAUACAGCUCAGGAUGAGGACCAGCCAAAACUAAAUGUCUUGCUGUGUGAAGCGAUUGUAGCAGUCUACCUGAGUCUGUUGAUCCACGCUCUUGCUACUAACGCUUGCAACGAGUUGUUUCGCCUGGCAGCCCAUCCCUUGAACAACCGAAUGUGGGCUGCUGUCUUUGGAGGAGGAGUGAAGCUUGUGAUAAAACCAAGACGGCAGUCAGAAAAUAUUCCAGAUAAACCACAAUGUUUAACCACCAACACAGAAAAAGUAGUGUCUUUAAAAAGUCCGCACCCAUUGCACCAGCCUACUGUAUCAAAUAUCAAUGAAAUUGCUGCUGGCUGUGACCCAAAGUAUCUAUGCCAGAAGGAUGUAGCCGAUCCAGUUUCUGAUGAUACAAAGGACGUAAACGAAGCCCCUCCAGUUCCUUCUGAAGAAAUGGAUAAGCAUCGCCGGAGAUUCAACAUGAGGAUGUUAGUGCCGGGUAGACCUGUGAAAGACAGUGUUGUCCCUCCACCUGUGCCUGCAGAAAGACCAUCUUACAAAGAAAAAUUCAUCCCUCCAGAACUCAGCAUGUUAGAUUAUUUUGUCGCAAAGCCAUUCCUUCCUUUUUCAGACAGUGGUGUGAUAUAUGAUUCUGAUGAAAGCAUCCAUAGCGAAGAUGAGGACGAGGAUGCUUUCCUCUCUGAUAUGCAAAUCCUGGAGCACAAGGAUGCCAACUCUUACAGCUGGGCUCUUAUCCAUUUGGUGAUGGUAAAACUUGCUCUGAACAAUAUUAAGAACUUUUUCCCCAUUACUGGUUUAGAAAUAUCUGAUCUCCCAGUCACAUCACCAUUGGGCAUUGCUGUGAUAAAAAAUUUGGAAAAUUGGGAACAGAUCCUACAAGAAAGAAUGGAUCAGUUUGAAGGCCCACCGCCAAAUUAUAUCAACACCUGUUUCCCUGAAUUUGGCACAGGAGCUGGAGCAGCUGCUGCUCGAAUAAAAGCGAUGGUUGACCCUGAAAACACACCAUUCAAAUCAAAAGAUUAUUCAGCACUGCCAGCUAAAAGGUUGUGGCAUUUCCUGGUAAAACAAGAAUUGCUACAAGAUACUUUCAUCCGAUACAUGUUCACCAAGAAAAGAAAACAAAGUGAGUCUGUAGAAGAUCGUGAGAAGCAGGUCACUCAAAACAGCAUAGCGGAAGAUUAUAAGCACAAGGUUGAGGCAGAACUUGGCUACCCUGGGGGAAGAGCAAAAAUUAUACACAAAGAGUCAGAUAUGAUCAUGGCAUUUGCAGUCAAUAAGGCAAACAUCAAUGAGAUAGUUUUAGCUUCUACGCAUGAUGUUCAAGAACUUGAUGUCUCCGCUCUUUUGGCUGCUCAGCCAUAUAUAUGGAUUGGAGAAGAGUAUGACCGAGAAUCUAGAAGUUCAGAUGACAUUGACUUCCGUGGUUCCACCACGACGCUCACUCAGUCCAGCACAGCGUCUUUCGCAGUGGCUCAGAUGCAGCCUGUUUCUUCUUUGUCAGCUUCAUCUAUGCCGUGGUUUGGCAGCGGGCAGACAAGUACCGGAGCUGGUGUGCUCAUCAAGCGUAAUUUGAAUAAUGUGAAACGAAUGACUUCCCAUCCAGUCCAUCAGUACUACCUUACAGGAGCCCAGGAUGGUAGUGUCCGAAUGUUUGAGUGGACAAGGCCACAACAGUUGGUGUGCUUCCGACAAGCAGGCAAUGCAAGGGUUACUAGAAUGUAUUUUAAUUCUCAGGGCAAUAAGUGUGGUGUAGCUGACGGAGAGGGAUUCUUAAGUAUUUGGCAAGUUAACCAAACCGCAACUAACCCUAAACCUUAUCUGAGCUGGCAGUGCCACAGCAAAACCACAAGUGACUUUGCAUUUAUUACCUCUUCAAGUCUAUUAGCCACCUCUGGGCAGUCCAAUGACAAUAGAAAUGUGUGUUUGUGGGAUACCUUGGUGUCACCAUCUAACAGCCUCAUACAUGCCUUCACUUGUCACGACCAUGGUGCUACCGUGCUUCAGUAUGCACCGAAGCACCAGCUGUUGAUUACAGGAGGCAGGAAAGGCUGCAUUUCCAUCUUUGACAUCCGGCAGAGGCAGGCCCUCCACACUUUCCAAGCCCAUGACUCAUCGAUCAAGGCUCUUGCCCUCGACUCCUCUGAAGAAUGUUUUUGUACCGGCUCCGCAGAAGGCAACGUGAAGGUAUGGAGACUGACAGGCUACGGUUUAAUCCAUUCAUUUAAACACGAACAUGCCAAGCAGUCUAUCUUCCGAAACCUCAGCACGGGAGUCAUGCAGAUUGAAAUGGCGCAAGGCAGUCGCAUCUUCUCCUGUGGAGCAGAUGGUACCCUGAAGAUGCGUGUUUUACCCAACGCUUUCAAUAUUCCAUCAAGCCUCUGUGACGUUCUGUAGAGUUUGCUGCUGCUGCUGAUGUCCCUUUCCAAAAAUGUUUACUGGAACUGUAUUUUGCUGUAACCAGCACUUAAGGAGGGAUGUUACCACACUUCGUUAUCAGAGUUAAUUACGGCAGCCUUUAAUGCUAUAGUUGAACUAAGAGGAAGAGCAGUGUUUUGACUUUUAAAGAAACCCACACAUUUGUCUUGUUUUACGCACUGCGUUUAGGGAUAGAUGGGAUUGGAAAUGCAUGCACUAUUAUCAGAGGCGAAGUCCCUUGCAGAGUGAUAGAUGGGCUUGUGCUCUCUGACCUAUGAGCCUUGUUUACUUGAGUAAGCACAGAGGUGCUUACGGUCCUGCAGUUCCGGCAAAAUCCCUGCAGUAAGCUACUUUUGGUGUACUGUCAGGAUAUUCUCUUCCAACUCCUUGUUAAUUUGAAGCAUGUCAGCCUCCCCCCCCCUUCCAAUUUUGAAAAUAAUUCGCUAUCAUGGGUAUUCCAAAUGGAGUGUGAUUUUAUGUUGUUGUUUGCUAUUGUUGUUGUUGUUAUUAUUAUUUGGGGACAUGCCACUAAGAAACUGUGACAACCACACAAUCAGUGGACCAAUGUGCAAUGAGGAAUGUACUGUCGGCUGAUGUGUGUAUUAUUUGAUGCUGAGAGUCUUUCUACCCCCCCUUCUUCCCCAAACUAGUAUUAAUGCACAGUUGGGUACUGUAAAUUGGACAGAAGCACAUUUCUCUGAACCAGUGGAAUUUUUCCUUAAAUUGCAUACUACUUUUUCUUUUCUUUUUUUUAAUAAUCUCUUUGGGCAGAAGAUGUUUGGAAACACACCAGGCUGCCACCGAAACAGAAGCCCUGUGCCAUUCUCCCUUACAUGUCACAGCUAAUCACCAUCCUAAUGUCAUAAGGGCAGAUCCACACCACACAUUUAAAUCGCAUCCAACACACAUUUAAAGUGCAUGACUUCCCCCAAAGAACCCCGGGAAUUGUAGUUUCCCCCUCGCAGACCUGCAACUUCCCAGCACCUUUAACAAACUACAAUUUCCAAUAUUAUUUGGGGGAAAUCGUGUGCUUUCAAUGUGCAUCGGAUGUGCUUUAAAUCUAUUGUAUGGAUCUGCUCAAACCAUUUGGUGCUUUUCUACAGAUCCCUCUCUAUGUCAUUGGCCAGAGAGGGCAGAAAAUAAAGCAAUGUAAUGAUAUCAAUAAAUAAGCUGAGCUAGUCAAUAUUGUGGGGAUGUGGGGAGAAAAUUCAACAUGGGUCUUCCAUUUUCAUCAAUGGCUCCAUGUCGUUCAUAACAUCAAAUACCGCCCUUUGACUCUUUAUCCUUCUCUGCCCCCCCCCAAUUAUUUUCAGUCCUGCCUUUUGCAUUAGGAAUGUAAUUGUGAGCACUACGUGUUUGUUGUGAACAGGAACCUCUUUCUAGUCAUGCUUUUGAGUUCUGAUUUUUAUUUUAUGCAGAAAAACCUAACAGAUCUUUGUUAAAUGAAGCUGUAGAAGAAGCUACUGAUAGACGCCGUCCAAUGCCACAUUUCAGAUGAAUGUCAGGCUUACAUGUGGCCAGCUAGUAAAUAGUUGACAAAAUUGGUACUCUAAAACUGUUUCCGUGGCAUAUUGUAUAAACUAUGCAGAGGUCAACAUUGUUUGCUUGUAAUAUACCAGCUAUUGUUUGUCAUAUUUAGAUGUAUUUUUCUCUGUUGUUAAACAGAAAGACACGUUCUCUACUAAGAUAGCGCAGCUGAUGUCUAUGUAUUUAAAUGUUAACAAAUUGUAUUUUUUUUCCCUCCAACGAGAUUUUUUUGUGUCUGUGCUGUAUUCUAAAACAGAAAAAAAAAUAUGGGGGGAUAAAAUGCACCUUUGUCUAAAGGCAAUUUUAAUUGCAAGCUGUGAAGUAUGUAUAUGAAAAGAAAGCAAAAUGUCAUUUGUUAGCUUUACCUUUAAGUUAAAUAAAAUCCUUUUAUU
This is a messenger RNA of Rhineura floridana, 11663 nucleotides long. It is a transcript of the gene DMXL2, whose product is annotated as Dmx like 2. Gene Ontology annotation, biological process: vacuolar acidification. Gene Ontology annotation, cellular component: RAVE complex. The record is from RefSeq and is a predicted model, not a curated record. The transcript is spliced from 46 exons. Bases 337 to 9723 code for a protein of 3128 amino acids. NCBI's taxonomy places the organism in Eukaryota, Metazoa, Chordata, Lepidosauria, Squamata, Rhineuridae. Gene Ontology annotation, molecular function: protein binding.